Molecule: messenger RNA, 504 nt
Organism: Asparagus officinalis (garden asparagus)
Lineage: Eukaryota; Viridiplantae; Streptophyta; Magnoliopsida; Asparagales; Asparagaceae
Product: octapeptide-repeat protein T2-like
Exons: 1
Coding region: 1-504 (167 amino acids)
Source: RefSeq, a predicted model, not a curated record
AUGUGCCCACACAAAGUUCCUCGUGACGACGUCGGCGACAGAGCGAGGGAGGGGACAGAGGGGGACCAGAGGAGGAGCAAGGAGGUGGAGAGGGGGAGGGAGGCGGGGGAGGGGAGAGGGAGACGGAGAGGGAGGUGGGAGGAAAGGUGGAGGGAGGGGGAGGCCAGGGAGGGAGGGAGGAGGCAGAGGGGAGGUGCAAGGAGCGGGGGAGUGAGGCAGGGGGAGGCGGGGGAGGAGGCCAGAAGGGAGGUGUUAGGGGAGGGAGGGCCGAGGGAAGGGGAGGGAGCGCGAGCGGGGAGGGGGUGCGACGACGCUCUGGAAGACGCUGGCUGCCGGAGGCGGUGGAGGGGGGAGGCGAUGCGUGUGGAGGGGAGGGAGGCGGCGUGUGGGAAGGGGAGGAGGUUGGAGGAGGGGGAGGAGAGGAAGGCGGCGCGGGGGAGGGAGGCGGCGUGGGGGAAGGGGCAAAGGGGGACCGGCAAAGGAGGAGGAGGAGGAGGGAGGUGA